Lottia gigantea (owl limpet) is the source of this 1004-nucleotide messenger RNA. RefSeq lists its product as hypothetical. Gene Ontology annotation, cellular component: membrane. NCBI's taxonomy places the organism in Eukaryota, Metazoa, Mollusca, Gastropoda, Lottiidae. The record is from RefSeq and is a predicted model, not a curated record. Bases 72 to 1004 code for a protein of 310 amino acids. The transcript has 7 exons.
AAAACACAAAAAAGUGUCAACUAAAAAGGACCAAGGAUCGGGAAUAGAAUGGUCGUUAGCUGGCUGUCAAAAUGAGAACAGAUCAGAAAUUGUUCUGUUUAAAAUCCUCGUUGGUUGUAUUUAUUGUGUUUCUAUGGCUGUUUGGAGCUAUCUUAUUCGGUGUACCAUUAUGGUUGUUGUUGGAUUAUUGGUCUAAUGAAUAUUUAUUAGUGGACCAAGAAUUACAGCGUUAUCUAAUAAUACUGUAUGUAUUAAUAGUGGUGGGAGCCAUUAUACUAAUAUUUGGUAUUGUUGGUCUGAUUGGAGCUUUAACUACAAAUAAAGGUGUUCUUAUAGUGUUUGUAGUAAUGAUAAGUUUUGUAAGUGUGAUGACUGCAGGAGGAUUUGUGUUUGGUUUUAUAUACAGAGAAGAUUUAAAAGACACGAUUGGUAGAGGUGAAAUAAUAACUCAUUAUAUACGAGAAAAAUAUACUGGGGAACGAGAUAGACCAACUCAAAUAAUAGACCUAAUGCAGUCAGAGUUAAACUGUUGUGGUGGUGAACAUUUUACUGAUUAUACUCAGUCAAACUGGAUGUCUCUAGCUUCAAACUCUGACAACCCUGACAACUCUGAGUCCCCGCGUAAAGACCAAACACCCUUAUCGUGUUGUAACGAUUAUGAACGCUACCAGAACGCCCAGGGGACCAAUUAUAACUGUUAUAUGUACAAGGGACCAGUAACUGAGGGUAGUAAAAAUGAAGUCAACCCAAAGAUUCAUAGAACUGGAUGUAAACAUGCUCUGGUAGAUUUUUUUGAUAAUUAUAUUGGUGUGGUUGUCGGUAUAGCUGUCACAUUACUUACACUACAGCUCAUCUGUGUCAUCAUUGGCUCCAUUUUAAUCCACAUUCUACGUAAUUUAUUUGUACCACAACCAGACGACAUUGUGUACGACAUGGCCAGAAAACAAGAGAAAUCCCCCUACCCUUCACGUGGUGGUUAUAGUGGGGGAACCUAUUAUAAUUAG